Molecule: messenger RNA, 1293 nt
Organism: Pelmatolapia mariae (spotted tilapia)
Lineage: Eukaryota; Metazoa; Chordata; Actinopteri; Cichliformes; Cichlidae
Gene: tacr1a
Product: tachykinin receptor 1a
Exons: 5
Coding region: 1-1293 (430 amino acids)
Biological process (GO): G protein-coupled receptor signaling pathway; positive regulation of flagellated sperm motility
Cellular component (GO): sperm midpiece; plasma membrane
Molecular function (GO): substance P receptor activity
Source: RefSeq, a predicted model, not a curated record
AUGGAUCCUUUAUUCAGUGCUACCAAUGCGCCAAAUUGGACCAGCAGCUCCAAUGACACCAAUAACGGGACCAUUUACUGGAACCAGUUUGUGCAGCCGGUCUGGAAAAUCGUCCUCUGGGCCAUUGCCUACAGCUGUAUAGUUAUCGUGUCCGUAGUAGGUAACAUCACAGUCAUCUGGAUUAUUAUGGCGCACAAACGCAUGAGGACUGUCACCAAUUAUUUUCUCCUGAACCUCGCGUUCGCCGAAGCGUCCAUGUCUGCAUUCAACACGGUGAUCAACUUCACCUACGCGAUGCACAACGAGUGGUACUUUGGACUCGCCUACUGCCGCUUCCACAACUUCUUUCCGAUCGCGGCUGUGUUUGCCAGCAUCUAUUCAAUGACUGCCAUCGCUCUGGACAGGUACAUGGCCAUCAUCCACCCUCUGCAGCAGCGCAUGUCCUCCACAGAGACCAAGGUGGUGGUGGGUGUGAUCUGGGUUCUGGCUCUGCUCCUGGCUUUUCCUCAGUACUACUAUUCCAACACGGAUGAGCUCCCUGGACGAGUGGUGUGUUACAUCGACUGGCCAGAAUAUACUGUGUUUGACUUCAAAAAGAUGUACUACGUGUGUGUGGUCAUCCUCAUAUAUUCAUUUCCACUGCUGCUGAUGGGUUGUGCUUACCUGGUGGUGGGACUGACACUCUGGGCCAGUGAGAUCCCUGGGGACUCCUCUGACCGCUACAAGGAGCAGCUGACUGCCAAACGCAAGGUGGUGAAGAUGAUGAUUGUGGUGGUAUGUACUUUUGCCAUCUGCUGGCUGCCCUACCAUGUCUACUUCCUGCUGCACCAGUUCUUCCCCGAAAUGUUUGAGGAAACAUACAUCCAGCAGGUCUACCUUGCUAUCAUGUGGUUGGCCAUGAGCUCUACCAUGUACAACCCCAUCAUCUACUGCUGCUUAAAUGACAGGUUUCGAGCUGGUUUUAAACAAGCAUUCCGCUGCUGCCCUUGCGUCCCUCAAGGCUCCUAUGAAGGCCUCGAACUCAAGUCCACUCGCUAUCUUCAGACCCAGACAAGUGUUUACAAGGCCAGCAGGAUGGAGACCACCGUGUCUACUAUUCUACAGGUUGGGGACGAUGUAGAGCAGCCCAAGGUGAAAGUUAUAGGAGGCCCAGGGCCUGGCGGGGCUGUGGUUGAGGCCAGACCACACAGCUCCUCCCUGGACCUCACCUCAAAUGGUUCAUCAUCCUGGAGUGUCUCCAAAACAGUAUCAGAGAUGUCGAGUUUCUACUCCAGUAGCAACCUGGAGGAAUAG